CACAGGCAAAUCCCAUAUCUCCACACAAGGAAUCCUAAAAUCCAGAGUCAAGUCUAAAUGUCUCCUUCUUAAUAAGGUAUGAGUCUUGGGGAAGGAUGCAGGACGAUGGAUACGCCAGUUGCAGUUCUUUACUGGAAGAAGAGGAGGCCAACCAAGGCGACCAAGCGCAAGCAAUAUCUGCCCCUGUAGCCCGUUUGUCCUAUAGUGGUGGGAGAUUCAAAAAUGGGGCAGUUGGGCUGUGCAAUAUUGGGGUACUCAACUGUCUCAAUCCCCUGCUGCAAACUCUGUACAUGAACCAGCACUUUACUGACAUACUAUGUGGGAUUGGGCGCCCAAAUGACAAUAUCCCUGCAGAGAGGAGGCUGCCGUAUCAGCUGCUGGCCCUGUUUGAGGAGAUGCAAAAGAGCAAGGAAGAUGCUGUCGCCCCCUAUGGAUUCCUACGCUGCUUACAGAUUCUUGACAUAAGAUUAUUUGAACAACAUGAUGCUGCCGACCUCCUGUUUGCGCUGUGGAAUUUACUUCUUCAACAGAUGCCCCACCCACACCUGGCAAAGAGACUGAGGACACUUUAUUCCAUCAAACUUAAAGAAUUCAUGACGUGCCACAAGUGCUCCCAUGAAAAGUCCAGUGAUAUGGAAGUCCUGACAAUUCCAUUACCAGUUCCCCACUCCAAAUACCACGGGACAUUGCCCCUGCAACGGGCGCUCUGGAGGUUCUUUAAGCCACAAGAGAUAAGAGAAGAGAAUAAAAGCUUCUGCCCAAAGUGUGAGGAAACCACAGCAGGACAGAGGGUUCUCCGGUUCCUGUGUCUUCCUCAGACUCUGACAAUACACCUGAAACGCAUCAGCACAAGAAAGUCCAACCAAUUACAGAAGAUAAACAGAACAUUGUCUUUCCCGUCCACACUAGACUUGAGUGAUGUGCUGGAUCAGGAGCAGUUCCCAGAACAGGAACAUGCUCAGUCAGAAUUCAAGUACAGACUUUUUGCUGUUAUCGCCCACUCCGGAACAGCCAGCUACGGUCACUAUUGUGCCUAUAUCAACAGCUCAAAGGACAAGAAGUGGUACUGCUUUAAUGACUCCAGCAUUUGCAAGGUAUCCUGGGAUGAUGUGAAAUGCACCUAUGGAAACAUGGACUUUCACUUUGGUGCGACAGCCUGUCUAUUAGUCUAUACACAGGGAGAUGAGAAUUAGGGACGCCAAUGCUACAGGAUGACAUACAAAGUCCCAAUCAAUUCAGAACACGGAAUCCGUCUUGAAUUAUCCUGGUUCAGGGAUAAAUACGUAAUGAAGCUGCUAAUCACCAUUCUUUUUAUAUGGAAUGUAAAUGUGAAGCCAAACAACUGAAUUGUCAACUGAAAUGUCAACAUCAGAUACUGAUACCUGGAAAUGAGACUUUCCGAUUGGUCGCUAUGAGUUACUAGAUGUGGAGCUAAGCUCCUACCAUUGGUUCAGAUACUCGCUCUUAGGAAGUGACAUCACUUGGAUUGUGAAAACAAAAGAAGAAAACUUGAGAGGACCCCUGGCUACAACCAUUGAACCCUUGUAUCAAAGGCCGCAAGACAAAGCCUUCCUUUAAGAGAUGCCAUUAUACAUCCAUCAUUUUCUUCAGGGAUGUUUAACCCAUGGGUCAAGCCCAAAAACAGGUCAUUAGGUUGGGUCUCCAGGAUCCCUCUAAAUAGUGUAAAAUGCCUUUAUAAAACAGAACAUAAUUAUUAUAACAAGGUACUUAUCUAACUGAGAGCCAUUUUUGGGUCACAAAGCUCAUUUUGGGCCAAUAAAAAAAGAACAGGCUCAAGCCUCAUGUUAAAAUAUAGGCAAGGUUGACUGUUACCCCAAUGUUUCUAUAUAUCUGUAACCUUGUUAUGAGCUAAGGGGGCCCAGUCUGAAGGACAGU
Xenopus laevis (African clawed frog) is the source of this 1896-nucleotide messenger RNA. It is a transcript of the gene usp18.S, whose product is annotated as ubiquitin specific peptidase 18 S homeolog. The transcript is spliced from 11 exons. The coding region runs from base 96 to 1193 and encodes 365 amino acids. The record is from RefSeq and is a predicted model, not a curated record. Lineage: Eukaryota; Metazoa; Chordata; Amphibia; Anura; Pipidae.